This is a messenger RNA of Orcinus orca (killer whale), 3451 nucleotides long. RefSeq names its product CAP-Gly domain containing linker protein 3 (gene CLIP3). Gene Ontology annotation, molecular function: microtubule plus-end binding. Gene Ontology annotation, cellular component: microtubule plus-end; cytoplasm; nucleus. NCBI's taxonomy places the organism in Eukaryota, Metazoa, Chordata, Mammalia, Artiodactyla, Delphinidae. The record is from RefSeq and is a predicted model, not a curated record. The transcript is spliced from 13 exons. Bases 330 to 1973 code for a protein of 547 amino acids. Gene Ontology annotation, biological process: cytoplasmic microtubule organization.
AAGCAUCCUGCAUCCUGAGAUAAACAAACCGGGGGAGGGGGCGGCCUAGACUGAGGGCCCUGACGCGGGAGGAGAAGAAUGGGGGACUGGCCUGGGGGAAGUGGUAGGCGUUGGGCCCACAAACCAGCGUCCUCUGAUGGGUGACUGGCGUCCCUAUGAUUGCCCAAAAUCCAGAGCUGGGGGCGUGGGAGCCACCCGGAGCCCGGUGAGCGUCUGGGGGGCUCAGAUUCCAGAGACUGGGGCACCCUCUCUAGCUGACCUCUGCCCCCAGGAUUUGCCUGAAGGCCACCUCCAACUCUGCACCUGCCCACUGAGGGCCACCAAGGACCAUGACUAAGACAGAUCCCGCCCCGAUGGCCCCGCCGCUCAGGGCGGAGGGAGAUGAGGAGGAGGAGGAGGAUGAGCCUGUCCCAGAGCCCCCCAGCCCCACCCAGGAGCGCCGGCAGAAGCCUGUUGUGCACCCCUCGGCACCUGCCCCCCUCCCCAAGGACUACGCCUUCACCUUCUUCGACCCCAACGACCCUGCCUGCCAGGAGAUUCUGUUUGACCCGCAGACCACCAUCCCUGAGCUGUUCGCCAUUGUGCGCCAGUGGGUGCCCCAAGUCCAGCACAAGAUUGAUGUCAUUGGCAAUGAGAUUCUGCGUCGAGGCUGCCACGUGAAUGAUCGUGAUGGGCUGACCGACAUGACACUGCUCCAUUAUGCGUGCAAGGCGGGGGCCCACGGAGUCGGGGACCCCGCGGCGGCUGUACGCCUCUCGCAGCAGCUGCUGGCACUGGGCGCAGACGUGACCCUGCGCAGCCGCUGGACCAACAUGAACGCGCUUCACUACGCGGCCUAUUUUGACGUGCCGGAUCUCGUGCGCGUGCUACUGAAGGGUGCACGGCCCCGAGUGGUGAACUCCACGUGCAGUGACUUCAACCAUGGCUCAGCCCUGCACAUCGCUGCCUCCAACCUGUGCCUGGGCGCGGCCAAAUGUUUGCUGGAACACGGUGCCAACCCGGCGCUUCGGAACCGAAAGGGACAGGUGCCAGCGGAGGUGGUCCCAGACCCCAUGGACAUGUCCCUGGACAAGGCAGAGGCGGCGCUGGUGGCCAAGGAGCUGCGGACGCUACUGGAGGAGGCUGUGCCGCUCUCCUGCGCCCUCCCCAAGGUUACGCUACCCAACUAUGACAACGUCCCAGGCAAUCUCAUGCUCAGUGCACUGGGCCUGCGCUUGGGAGACCGCGUGCUACUGGAUGGCCAGAAGACGGGCACACUGCGGUUCUGCGGGACCACGGAGUUCGCCAGCGGCCAGUGGGUGGGCGUGGAACUGGAUGAACCUGAGGGCAAGAAUGAUGGCAGUGUUGGGGGUGUCCGGUACUUCAUCUGCCCUCCCAAGCAGGGUCUCUUUGCCUCUGUGUCCAAGAUCUCCAAGGCAGUGGAUGCACCUCCCUCAUCUGUCACCUCCACACCGCGGACUCCCCGGAUGGACUUCUCCCGUGUCACAGGCAAAGGCCGCAGGGAACACAAAGGUAAGAAGAAGCCCUCAUCAUCCCCAUCUCUGGGCAGCCUGCAGCAGCGUGAAGGAGCUAAGGCUGAGGUUGGAGACCAAGUGCUCGUCGCAGGCCAGAAGCAAGGGAUCGUGCGUUUCUAUGGGAAGACAGACUUUGCCCCAGGUUACUGGUACGGCAUAGAGCUAGACCAGCCCACCGGCAAACAUGAUGGCUCUGUCUUUGGUGUCCGGUACUUCACCUGCCCCCCACGGCAUGGAGUCUUUGCACCAGCAUCUCGAAUUCAGAGGAUUGGUGGAUCCACUGACCCCCCUGGGGAUAACGUUGGAGCCAAAAAAGUACAUCAAGUGACAAUGACGCAGCCCAAACGCACCUUCACAACAGUCCGGACCCCAAAGGACAUCGCAUCAGAGAACUCCAUCUCCAGGUUGCUCUUCUGUUGCUGGUUUCCCUGGAUGCUGAGGGCGGAGAUGCAGUCUUAGAGGCUCUGGACAUCUGAGAGAGACACAGAGCCUCCUCUAGCAUCUCCUGAUACAAGGAGCCCCCGAGUCACCCUGAGAUAGAGAUUUCCAGUAACACAUCCAGAAUAGAGACCCCCAUUAGCCAGCCCUCGAUCACUGAGGCCCCAUUAUUAACAGAUUCCCUCAUGAUAACCCCCCAAAUACAGACCCUAUGUUACCCAGAAAGAGAUUCCCUAAGUGUAGUACCUUCAGGCUAGUCCCAACCCCUCAGAGGAGACCCCCCCAAUAACAGAUUUCCACAGCACCCCAAAUGACGGUGACUUUCUCUACAUAAUGCUCCACAGCAGAACAUUCCUGAGUCACUAGUCACUGGAUCAGAACCCUUCCCUGUUAACAAAGGCCCCCCCCCCACCAUCAAGUCCCCUUGAAAGAAACACCUCCAAAGCAACAGUAACAAACCCACAUUUAAUGUCAGUCCCCUCAAGAUGUUGUGACCCCCGUGGUCACCCCAAACCCCCUACACUGCAAUCAGAGACUCCCUCCAUUAACGAACCCCCCUGCUCUUACCCCUCAAGAAGAGACCCACAUUAACCAGCCCACUGUCACCCCCAAUUUACAGAUACCAAAACAGUACUGGAAGUGCUAAUUACAGGACCCCCAAGUCUUCCUAUCCUCUGCACCAAGAAACCCCCAGUGCCUUGUACGAAGCCCACCCCAUGCGGCCCACAGCACCUGUGCUGGCCAGGCUCCCAGAAAAUUCUCUAUUUUUAAAGUAAUUAUUUCCCCCUUUGGGGGCACCCCAAAAUUUGGAGGUCCCAUUCUGGGACUCUGAGGAUCCAAACCCCAGAGUACAUGUCCUAAACUCCCCUGUGCCCGCAAGUCCUAGAGCCCCUAGGAGACCCCAAAGCCCUAACUCCCAGGAUCCCCAAAUCAUGGAAUCCCCAAAUCCCCAGGGAAUCCCAAAUUUUAAAAAUCCAAUCCCAAACCCCCAGGAAACCUCAAUCAUGGAGGUUCUUGUGCCUGGGAUGGAGGAGAUACGCAUCCUGGGCCCCCAGGGCACCUCAAGCCCUAUUCAUAGGUACCAGAAACCCCAAACAGGAAUUCUCAUCCCUGGAAACCAGAGGACUUCAAUGCCCUGAGUCCAUGGAUCUCAAGACACCCAAAUUCCAAGAGCCCCAGCCCCAAGGGAACCCCAAAUCCUCAAGCCUCCAUCUCAUACAUGAGGGGCAUCAAGGCCUUGAGGGGAUCCCAAAUCCUGGAGUCCCCAUUUCAAUCUACAUUCUGGUCACAGGUCCAAAACACCAAAUCUAAGUUACUGGCCCUGAAGGACCUCAGAGCACCCUGGCCAGACUAACAGCCCGACGGAGACCCUGAAGGCCCAGGGGUCCAGGGCAGACCUGGGGCCCUGAAAACCAAGGACAGCUCACGACUGCCCCUUCACUGCAUGUCCCCAAACUCAGCAUGACCCCUACCCCCUUCAAUAAAGACGUUUCUACGGC